GUCAGAACGACUGUCAGCGUCCGUGAGAAGUAACGAAAUUUUUUGGCACCGCAGCAACCCUUGGCCCUUUUCUGAACGGAGAAUCUUCUUAAAAUUGUAUUGUAUCGAGUGCCAUAGCUAUGGCCAGUGGCAGCGAAAGUUCGGACGAGUUUUUCGAUGCUGUGGAGGACGGUUCUGCCAAUGCCACUAUCUACAAAAGCCCGAUGGUAGAAUCCUCAUUCGGUAACACCGAUGAUAAUCAAGUAACCCAAGAUAACAAAUCGUCGUCAUCGCAGCAGGCUACAGUCAAGCCGGUACUGGUUUCCCAUCGUAAUCAGCGAUUUAGAGACUUACGCCAAAGCAUGCAAAACGAUGACGACGAAAAUGCGGGCAAUAUAUUGACCCCUGACUCACAGACCAGCUCUGCGGAAGGUGUAUACAUUCCAGCCAGUCGAUCAAACUACCCUUUCAGGGUGAUCGAAAGUGAUGUGGCCAGCAUACACAGCAUUUGUUCUCUGGGCAUUGUUGGCCGAAUCAUGGCGGGUGGAAGUAUUGAUAUCAGCGGUAUGUGGUUUGACACUAUACAGUUUCAGACACAAAUCUUUCAGCUUUUCUUUUACGCUCAUGUAGGACACAGUACGGGAAAGGAUUCAUCUACCAGUCGGGCUCUGCUCAAUAAACCGAUAAUUGCACCAGAGCCAAAAAUUAUUGAUAGAACCAAGGAUCCGGACGUGAUCAGCAGCACAAAGCAGACGAAGGUAGUGUCGAAAUCGAAUAUAUUUUCAUCGGGCACUACUAUGGAACCACCGGUGGCGCCACCGAGGCGAAAGAAAAAGCUGCGCAAACAGUCAAGCAGCUCAUCGGAUCAGUUCAACCUAAACGAGGGCCACCGACUACAAGCAGCGGAUAGCUCUUCAAGUGAGAAAUUAUCUUUGAAAAGACCCACGCAACCUCCACCGGCACCACCAACUCUUGAUAAAGCCCCUGGUCCAGUGGACGGCAGUAGUACUAUUAGUACAAGCACCGAUAGCACGGUCGCCAGCAGUAGUGCCAGCGGGUCUGAGGUAGCGAUCGGUGGCCCUGAGGCGCUACCCAUGGCUGGUAUAUGUUCCGCCGGAAACUCACCUGUCAUACCAGCGGUAGAUGGCUCCGAUAUGCAAACUUGGCCCGCCACGCUUGAGUCUAUUACGCGGGAGAUUGAAAAUUCAUUCAAAGAGUCUACGGCACCUACGGCAUCACCGGUUAUGAUUUCCAGCGGGAAUACGCCGGGCCUAGAUACGGCUGCAGCCGGAAGCGCAGCGACUUCGGGCAGUUCCAGUGGCAGCCGCCUGAAACUGGGACAACUAGCCUCCUCCUUCACUCACGGCACAGGAGUUGAAGGACAGUCUGGCCUAGUCACUGGAUCGAUGAAUCGUUUGACGCAUCUAGUCACGAGCGGUCGCGAAGCGACACACGGUGGCAUGGCAUCCGGAGGUCGCGAUUGGUCGGCAACUACAACGAUUAGUCCGUCUGGAAGUGUUAAGAGCAAUUCGGCACCGGCACGCGUAAGUUGGAUCGAAGGAGGUGUGAUCGGGUUGAACAUCUACAAAGCCACCAAGGGUCAGUUCGUGGUGAAACCAACAGAUGGGGCAUUCAAUAAGGCGGAAGGUCCAUCACGGGACGAGAUAGCACGCGUCGAACGGAUGCGGAAAGUCGGACAACCGUUGGAAGGAGCCGCUGUUGGAGCUAUGGGGGGUGGUAGUGGUAGCCGUCGUACCAACCUCUCAGCUACCGGUACCAAUAGCCUAGAAAGCGGCACACGAGGCAUCAGUCCCCUCGCCAAGCAAGUCUACCUAAAGGAACGACGGAAAUCGGCUGGCGAUGAGGAAAUGCUCAAGCAGCUUAAUAUGUACGUGCGUACACGCACCGACUCCGGCAAAGAACUGACCGACCUGGAAAUCCUCGAACAGGUACCGGUGAAGAAUCUUGACACGGGCGAAAAUUUCCCGCUUUCAGCUGUAGAGGAGAAACUGCCCCAAUGCAUAAAUCCACUUUCGCUGCACAUUAUGCGCUUGACAAGCCAUAUCCCGGAGACAGACGAAGAGUCUGUAGCGGCCCAGCCCGACUGUGAUUCGAUCCAGCCCGACGACGAAGAGGAACUAGAGUCAAAAGGGUCCGAAAGAGGACGACAGAAGCGUAAAACCGCCCGCAUUAAGCACUUUAUCCGAUCCACAACUCGUAAAACGGUCAGCAAAGCUCGCUCGAUUGCUUCUGAACUGACACAUGCGCGGCACAAGGAAGAUGUGGCAGAUAUCCGCGACGUGAGCAACCCCGAGCAGAACAUCAAGAUAAAGGCGUCAAGUACGAAUAAAGGACCUUAUGAUUUCGCCAAGUUACAGCAUGUGCAGGAUCUGCGUGGCGCCUGCAAAUCGGCCGUCUGGUGUAUGAAGUUUAGCUGCUGCGGACGCCUACUAGCGACGGCGGGUCAGGAUAGAAUGCUGCGCAUCUGGGUUUUACGAGAUGCUUAUCCGUUUUUCGCGGAUAUGCGCACGAAGUACAACGCAGUACCGAAAUCUUCACCAACGCCGUCACAAGAAUCACUCAACUCGUCGCACAAUUCAACUGAAGAGGCAUUGGCACUCGAGGCGGCCAGUGGCAACUCGAUUGGCCCGUUCAUGUCGCGCUCAUUCUGCACGUACUCGGGUCAUACCUCCGAUCUGCUCGAUGUAUCGUGGUCCAAAAAUUAUUUCAUUCUUUCGAGCUCGAUGGACAAAACGGUACGGCUUUGGCAUAUCUCACGCCGCGAGUGCCUAUGCUGUUUCCAACACAUUGAUUUUGUAACAGCGAUCGCCUUCCACCCCCGCGAUGAUCGCUAUUUUCUUAGCGGAAGCUUGGACGGGAAACUGCGGCUCUGGAAUAUCCCAGAAAAAAAGGUGGCGCUGUGGAAUGAGGUGGACGGGCAAACCAAGUUGAUAACUGCUGCGAAUUUUUGCGAAAACGGCAAAUUUGCUGUUGUAGGCACAUACGAUGGACGGUGUAUUUUCUACAACACCGAUCAGCUCAAGUACCACACCCAAAUUCACGUACGGUCGACAAGGGGUCGCAAUGCUGUCGGGCGUAAAAUCAGUGGAAUUGAGCCGAAGCCAGGGGAGAAUAAAAUUCUGGUCACUUCGAACGAUAGUCGCAUCCGAUUGUACGAUCUGCGAGAUUUGAAUCUCAGCUGCAAGUACAAGGGAUAUUUUAACUCGUCGUCGCAGAUCAAAGCUUCCUUCAGCCAGGAUGGCAAGUAUGUUGUCUCGGGCUCAGAAAAUCAGUGCAUUUAUAUUUGGAAGACGCACCACGAAUAUAAUAAGCUGAGCACGGUAAGGGUCCGUCGUGAUCGUAGCGACUUCUGGGAGGGCAUCAAAGCGCACAACGCUACCGUUACUUGUGCCAUCUUUGCACCACAUCCGGAAGCCAUUAUUCAACUGGAUCCUGACGAAACGGCCAAUUUGGAAUGUCCUUCCCCAAACACAUCUUCCGGUUCAAUGAGCGACAAAAACGGAGGUCGUGGCUACGUCCUGGUCAGUGGAGACUUCAACGGCAGCAUCAAGGUGUUUAUCAACAAAACAAAGCCGAAACACAGCAGCUUGCCGUACACCGCGAUAGCGGAUUAAGCAAAUCUUGGACGCCAACCGUGGCUCUUAGCCCGCAGCCCGGGCACACGCACACCAACGCACAGGUGGUCCAAUGUAACCACCGAGAAGCAAAAGGCAGCACAGAGCAAUCGAUACAUGGCUUUAGUUUACAGUAUAGCGGACCAUAGAAUUUUAUGCAUCAGAGAUGGCUUCCAGCGCCUGGAAGUAACACAUAGUAAUAUUUUGGUUAACGUAUGUUUUAAAAUACUGAUUGCGUUACGAGGUAACAAUCAUCAAGUACCAUACCGUUAACCAUUUGCCUUCGUUAAGGUUUCAUGAGCAGACACUAUCGUAGUUUCUUAGCUUUCAUUAUUUAAUCCCAUAGCACAACGACAGUGUUACUAUAUCCAAACGAGCACUUGUUGUUACCAACAUCAUCUGCAGAGUAGCCUACUAUGUUAAUUCGUUACUAUGUUAAUUCUGCUAAAACAAAACAUUAAUCGUUACCGCAUGUUUGAGCUAUUUCCUCUCCAAUAUGGCACGAUGGGGGUGAUGUUGUACUCUCCGGUCUUGACGUGCAGUUUUAUACAUUUCAGAAAAACGAACUCAAUUCUCAACAAUACUUGGAAAAAUGUUUGGUUCGAUACAAAAAUAGCAACUUGUUAUAAUAGCUUAAACAAAACAAAAAACAAAAAUGCAAGCAUUAAUUAACGGGCGGCAGAGAUAGGUAAAAAAUGCGGAGAAGUGAAAACUAAUUAGCUAGCCCAAGGAGAUUAGGGGCAGCCGCAGGCAGAAUGCAUCAUCACAUUGACAAAGACAGCUUCUCGUGUUCAGCUCGCAUUUCAUCCUACUUUAGGAGUCUGUUGUCAGCUUCUGCAUCCAGCUACUUUGCUGGUUUAAGUGCAGUUCCUAUAGCAAUACGCAUUUGUUUUUAUUCAUUCAUCACUUGUUUUCACCGUUAAAGGUACUAAUCCAUUAUUAUAUAUAUCUAAAUAGAGAACACCAGAAUGAACGAAAAAAGCCCGCGGUACUGCGGGGGACUUAAUAGUACACCUAGUGAGUGUCGUUGGCCGUCACAAACACAAUCGAAUUGACCCAUGUUUACCAAAGUCAGGAUGCAUUGAUAUGCAUUUCAUAAUCGUUCGCUACGAUCCUCCCAAAUUCGAUGGUUGUUGUUGGAAUGGCAAUAGUAUGUACUUCAGCGAGCGGUCGGGACAGUGUGGUUGUAAUUGUAAUUACCACCCGGUGGCAUGUGCAUAACGUCGUACCGCUAUAGUUCACCACGGCUACACAACGGUGAAAUGGGAACACGUUCGAUGCAGCAGCAGGGUGGCAAUGAAUGGCCCCAUAGUACGGAUUUUGAUUUGGCAACGCCGGGCCACUCGAAGCAUAAACCCGUUGCAUAUGUAUGUUUUUAGUCAUCCAUUGUUGCUUGUUGUUUUCGCCUCAUUUAGCGUGUGUCCGUUUUCAGUUUUAUCAUUAGUUUUUUGUUGUUUUAGUUCUUAGUCUUGCUAUGGCAGUGAGUAUGAGUGUGAUUUGUGAUCGAAAUUGGUCGCGGAUAGGAAGAGUGCGAGAGCGAUCGAGUAGGGUUUAAGCGUGGGUAGCACAAGAAUCCUAAGGUGCUGCAAAGUUAAUUUAUUAUCGUAAAAUUAUAACAUUUGUGAAUAUCAAUACAUAUAUGAUGUAUAUUUAUACAACUGUUGGUGUACUUCCCUUGGAGGAUGCGUAUGCUGCGUAACCGGUAAAUCCAUGAUGAUGUAUAUUAAGAGAAAAUCGCUUCAAUCAACUCUUCAACAGCCCAUUGACGG
Messenger RNA from Anopheles darlingi, 5383 nucleotides. Its product is annotated as WD repeat-containing protein 44. Gene Ontology annotation, molecular function: protein binding. The transcript has 9 exons. The record is from RefSeq and is a predicted model, not a curated record. Bases 120 to 3614 code for a protein of 1164 amino acids. NCBI's taxonomy places the organism in Eukaryota, Metazoa, Arthropoda, Insecta, Diptera, Culicidae.